GCCUCGUCACUACUCACUUACAUCGUUACAUUGAACGUUCUCGGUAUCGUACGUUGUGCGUUAGUUGAUUCUCGUAGUGACUCAAGAUGACUGGUCGCGGUAAGGGAGGAAAGGGAUUGGGAAAAGGAGGAGCGAAGCGUCAUAGGAAAGUUCUUCGCGAUAACAUCCAGGGUAUCACCAAGCCGGCUAUCCGUCGUCUGGCGCGACGUGGCGGUGUCAAGCGUAUUUCCGGCUUGAUCUACGAAGAAACACGUGGUGUGUUGAAAGUCUUUCUCGAGAACGUUAUUCGCGAUGCUGUAACCUACACCGAACAUGCGAAAAGGAAGACCGUGACUGCCAUGGACGUCGUGUACGCCCUGAAGCGUCAAGGCAGAACUCUAUACGGCUUCGGCGGUUAAGCGAGGAACUGGACUCGUUCAAAUUAAAUCGGCCCUUUUCAGGGCCACAAAAAUUUUAAAGCGUUUGAACAAUUUCUGUUUGUUGUAUAUUAUACCCAUAUAUAUUCUAUAAGUUUAAUAUAAGGAAAUUACUGAAAUUCAAAGUUCCAAAUUUGCAAAUUAUAAGUUGAAUUUUACGUACCUUAAUCUCUUCAAGAAAAUAGUUUGCUAUAAAAAUAACUGAUUCAAUUUUUAUAAAUAUAAGCACUUCAUAUUUUACAUUUUUGGAAUUUCCCAAUAUAAAAUUUAAAUUUUUUUCUAUUCUAAAACGAUUUUAAUACUGCUAUUAGAAUAUGAAUAUAGAAAAAUUUUUAUCAUUCUUCCCAUGCUUUAUGUACAUAAGUAUUUUUUAUAUAUAUAUAAUACAAUGUGUACAUACAUAAUGAUUGAUAGAUUAUUGGAAAUGUAUUUACGCAAAAUUUGAUAAAAUUACAUUGAAGGUAAAUAAAUUAUCGAAUAUAUCGAUUGAAUUGAACAGA
This is a messenger RNA of Wasmannia auropunctata (little fire ant), 916 nucleotides long. RefSeq names its product histone H4. Lineage: Eukaryota; Metazoa; Arthropoda; Insecta; Hymenoptera; Formicidae. The record is from RefSeq and is a predicted model, not a curated record. Gene Ontology annotation, biological process: nucleosome assembly. Bases 87 to 398 code for a protein of 103 amino acids. The transcript has a single exon. Gene Ontology annotation, molecular function: protein heterodimerization activity; DNA binding; structural constituent of chromatin. Gene Ontology annotation, cellular component: nucleosome.